Messenger RNA from Rasamsonia emersonii CBS 393.64, 903 nucleotides. Its product is annotated as Holocytochrome-c synthase. The record is from RefSeq and is a predicted model, not a curated record. Gene Ontology annotation, molecular function: holocytochrome-c synthase activity. Bases 1 to 903 code for a protein of 300 amino acids. The transcript has a single exon. Lineage: Eukaryota; Fungi; Ascomycota; Eurotiomycetes; Eurotiales; Trichocomaceae. Gene Ontology annotation, cellular component: mitochondrion. Gene Ontology annotation, biological process: cytochrome c-heme linkage.
AUGGGUGCCAGCGCCAGCACUCCCACGGCUCCUCCGGCCGACGCGGAGCCGGUUGCCAAAUGCCCUGUCGACCACAAGACUCGCGAGAUUUGGCUGCAACAAGCCAAGGGCUCCGCUGGCGGAGCUCCUCAUCCUCUCCCAGCAUCGUCUGAUCCCUCAGCUUCCUCCGAGAGUGCACCUGCCAAGCACUAUCGACCGCUGUCCACCGACCGUGAAGUGAGCAGCAUCCCGCGAGCGUUCGAUCCAGGCUCGAAACCAGAGACCAACAAUGCCCCAUCGCCGUACUCUGCUUCGCCUUCAGCCUCGCACGCUACCCCUUCCAACUCCGAGUCCGAGACGGGGCAUGAUCCCGCCACGGGGAAUUGGAUCUACCCCUCCGAACGACAAUUCUUCGAUGCGCUGGUCCGCAAGAACAACCUGCCGCCCUCUGCCACGUCAGCAAAGGAGCUGGCCACGUCGGUAGCGUCUAUCAUCCCGAUCCACAACGCCGUGAACGAGAAGGCCUGGGCGGAGAUUCUGGAAUGGGAGAGUCGCGCGCCGAAGUCCGAUCCCGGCAGCAAGCGGUGCGGUGGUCCCAAGCUGUACUCGUUCCGGGGUCUGGGGACGGAUCCCCAGUUUCUGAGUCCGCGCGCGCGGAUCAAUGGGUGGCUGGGCUACCAGCUGCCUUUUGAUCGGCACGACUGGGUCGUCGAGCGCUGCGGGGGAGAGAGGAUCGAAUACGUGAUCGAUUUCUACCAGGGCAGACGGGCCUCAUCGUCCGGGCAGUCAUCAAAUUCUGGACUGACUGGGGCGGCCACUGGGCAGGAAAAACUGAGUUUCUAUCUGGAUGUGCGGCCAAAGCUGAAUAGUUGGGAAGGAUGGCGCAUGCGAUUCAAUCGAUUUUGGGGACUCGAUGGAUUAUAA